UGGAAGCAUAAUAAGAUGCGCAUGAAUUUACAAUAAUCUGGAAUCAACGAUAAGAGAGUCGAAAUGGACUGCUCGGGGAGCCACUGCGCGCGCGCGUGUCAGAGAAAAGUUGCCGUUUUUUGUCGUUUGUAGGACGCGACGCUGCGCUUUCCUCCACACACACACACACACACACGCGAGAGAAAAAAGGAGCAGAAUAUUCAAAGCUCUGGCGCCGCUGCCCGCAGUUGAUGGAGUUGAGAAGUUUCUUCAGUCCGCGCACAAUGGAGAGAAACGCGCCCUUCGCCGACUGUGAAGGUUUCCUGUGGUCAGAGUGGAUUACUGACUUCAGUAAGAAGAGGGAACGCCAGUCCAGGUUAUGAAGUUUGCGGCAGCGACUUUACGGCACAAGCCUGUGGACCGUUCCAAGACUUCUACCUUCUUCUCGCUUAAUGAGUGUGCGGUGUGUGAAAUCCGGCGGGCUGACAGGUUAUUACCCUCCUAAUCUUCUUCAAAACAAUGUCACUUUUGACGAAAACAAACGGUGCUUAGUCACUGUGACAAGAGGUUAUCCCCUGAGGUCCAGCUGCGCUCCUCUGGAUGACCCCUCUCUGAAUCCUUCACUAUUCAGCGCCUCCACGUUGCUAUUGGAAGAAAACCAAUGUCUGCCUCCUCUCCCCCGUCCUUACCUCGAGCCUUCGUCCACUCUCUCCCUCCGCACCACCCGUCGCCGCCGAGCCUGCCCGGACCGCUCUACACGCGGCUGUCCAACGGCAGUCACAGCGCCCCCAGCCCCACCAACUCCCGCAGCUCGUUCCAUGGAGUGUCCUUCCUGCUGCAGAUCGGACUGACCAGAGAGACGGUGAACCUGGAGGCCAAUGACCUGUCAUUGUCUGCUGUGAAGGACCUUGUGUGCUCUAUAGUGGACCAGAAGUUCCCAGAGUGUGGCUUCUUCGGCAUGUACGACAAGAUCCUGCUGUUCCGCCACGACCUAAGUGACGAGAACAUCCUGCAGAGGUUGACCUCGGCAGAAGACAUCCACGAAGGAGACCUCAUUGAGGUGGUGCUCUCUGCUCAAGCCACGGUUGAAGACUUCCAGAUCCGACCUCAUGCCCUUUUCGUUCACUCCUACAAGGCCCCCACCUUCUGCGAUUACUGCGGGGAGAUGCUGUGGGGUCUGGUGCGGCAGGGCCUCAAAUGUGAAGGAUGCGGGCUGAACUACCACAAGCGCUGUGCCUUUAAGAUCCCAAACAACUGCACUGGUGUCAGGAAGCGGCGGCUGUCCAACGUCUCGCUGCCGGCGCCGUCUCUCUCCGUCCCGCGGCCGGUGCCUGCCGAGAAUGCCGUGGUCGUCCUGGAAGAGCAGAGGUCUCAUCAGGAGGCAGGGAAGCGGAUCCUGUCGUGGAGCGGUCGGCCUAUCUGGAUGGAGAAGAUGGUGCUGGGACGAGUUAAGGUGCCGCACACCUUUGCCAUUCACACCUACACUCGGCCCACGAUCUGCCAGUACUGCAAGCGUCUGCUCAAGGGUCUUUUUCGCCAGGGCAUGCAGUGUAAAGAUUGCAGAUUCAACUGCCACAAGCGAUGUGCGUCAAAGGUACCGAGGGAUUGUCUCGGUGAGGUGGACUUCAACGGAGAGCCGGCCAGUCCAGGCCCAGAUUCAGACACCACCAUGGACACGAUGGAGGUGGACAGCAACGAUAUGGACGGCGGCAGAGGACUGGACGACUCAGAGGAGCCGUCGACACCAGAAGAGAGGAUUUUUGACAUGGACUCUCCUUUUUUGGACAGAGAGAAAGAUGAAGAACCCAUCAAGGCGAUUAGUCCGUCCACCAGCAGCAACAUCCCUCUCAUGCGGGUGGUCCAGUCCAUCAAGCACACCAAGAGGCGGAGCUCCACUCUCGUGAAGGAGGGCUGGAUGGUACACUAUACGAGCAGGGACAACCUGCGCAAGAGACAUUAUUGGAGGCUGGACAGCAAGAGUCUGAGUCUCUUCCAGAACGACACUGGAGCCAAGUUCUACAAAGAAAUCCCUCUGUCCGAGAUCCUCCAGGUGGAGCAGUCCAGAGACUACAGUCAUCUGGCCCAGGGCAGCAACCUCCACUGCUUUGAGAUCAUCACAGCGACGAUGGUCUACUACGUGGGCGAGAACAACGGCAGUCACUACCACAGCCCAGCCCUGGCUGCCUCAGGUGUGGGCAUGGAGGUCGCCCAGGGCUGGGAGAAAGCCAUCAGACAGGCCCUGAUGCCCGUCACGCCCCAGGCCAGUGUGGCCAGUGCUGCUGGACAGGGCAAAGAUCACAAGGAGUUGUCCAUCAGCAUCUCUGUGUCCAACUGCCAGGUCCAGGAGAAUGUGGACAUUGCCUCGGUGUACCAAAUCUUUUCUGACGAGGUGCUGGGAUCGGGCCAGUUUGGCAUCGUGUACGGAGGCAAACACAGAAAGAGUGGCAGAGACGUGGCCAUCAAAGUCAUCGACAAGAUGAGGUUUCCUACCAAGCAGGAGAGCCAGCUGAGGAACGAGGUGGCCAUAUUACAGAAUCUGCACCACCCCGGUAUCGUCAACCUAGAGUGCAUGUUCGAGACGCCAGAGCGGGUCUUUGUUGUCAUGGAGAAGCUGCACGGCGACAUGCUGGAGAUGAUCCUGUCCAGCGAGAAGAGCAAACUGCCCGAGCGGAUCACCAAGUUCCUCGUCACACAGAUCCUGGUGGCCUUGAGACAUCUGCACUUCAAAAACAUUGUUCACUGUGACUUAAAGCCUGAGAAUGUACUGCUGGCCUCUGCAGAGCCCUUUCCUCAGGUGAAGCUGUGCGACUUCGGCUUCGCCCGCAUCAUCGGCGAGAAGUCGUUCCGCCGCUCCGUGGUGGGCACGCCGGCGUACCUCGCCCCGGAGGUGCUGCGCAGCAAAGGCUACAACCGCUCCUUAGACAUGUGGUCGGUGGGAGUCAUCGUGUACGUCAGCCUGAGCGGGACGUUCCCCUUCAAUGAGGACGAGGACAUCAACGACCAGAUAAAGAACGCUGCCUUCAUGUAUCCACCCACUCCCUGGAGGGACAUCUCCGCAGAGGCCACAGAUCUGAUCAACAAUCUCCUCCAGGUCAAGAUGAGGAAGAGGUACAGUGUGGACAAAUGUCUCAGCCAUCCCUGGUUACAGGACUACCAGACGUGGCUGGACCUCAGGGAGUUUGAGACGAGGCGAGGCGAGCGCUACAUCACCCACGAGAGCGACGACGCGCGCUGGGAGGAGUACGCCGACGAGCACCGCCUCGUCUACCCCAAGCACUUCAUCAUGGCUCCAAACCUGGACGACAUGGAAGAGGAUCCCUAGCAGCCCGGGGGGGGAGGGGGAACGGAGUGCACCGUAAAGGAUCGACACAGGGGACUUUUCGUAUGAAGCUUUGGGAGCGCUUGUUUUCCCCCCGUCCUGGACUGUUUGUUGUGGAAACAGAAAGAAGCCGAUCAGAUGGAGAAUUACGCUCCGGAGGAGUGGGAAAAACUCAGAAACGGUGGCUUGAUGCACUGCUACGAGCAUCGGGCGGAGGAGGAGGAGGAGGAGGAGGAGGAGGAGGCGCACGCAACUGAAACGCAUUAAAAAAGUGUCACAGGGAGAGGAAGCGCGUUCUCCCUUUUUUUUCUUUUUGCACAAUGUCAAAACAUUCCGCGGAUUUUCUCGAGAACAAUCACAAGCCAAAGAAAUACACAUGGUGAACUAUAGUUCAUGUACAUACAAUUGAGGUGAAGUAUGUCUCACACAGAGAGACAGUGAGAGACAGUGAGAUCUCAUCCCAGGAGUAAAGGGCACCGUUCACAAGGGAUUCACAGUCUGAGGAUCAAACUCAACUUGAGUUUCUUCUCGUUUCCGAACUGUUUUUUUUGUGAGAUUGUCCUUUGACAUGAAACUGGAACUAUCACAUGUAUUUUCUAUGUAAUGUUUUUAAUGUAUUUUAGUAACUGUGGUAGGUUUUUGCACUAUAUUACCAGUGAACGUGGUGAAUGAAUAGAAACACUAUUCACUGCGACGCAGCGGUGACUUCAGGUAUUUCAUUCAUUUAAGUUUUCAUUUCAGUGUUUUCCAAACUAUUUAUCUGAAAUGAGUGUUUAAACGUUCAGUAAAUGCAAUAAGGAUGAUAAUAAUAAUAAUAAUACUAGUAAUAAUAAUAAUGGGGCCACUACCUCUGUUCAGCAGGAGGUUAGAAAGCGACGAUAAACUGAUUGAAUGUUCAGAAAGUGUUAAGACCCCUUCACUGUUCUCUGCGUGUUUGCUUUAAGCUAAAAUCCUCAGUCUACACAAAGUGUCCCACCAAGCCAAAGCAAAAAAAAAGACAUUUUAUGCGUAAAACUGUGUUUUCAAUUCUUUAUGAAUGUACUGUAUGUGUUUGUUGCACGGCCGCACACAGCCAACCCAGGUUUUUUUUGUUUUCUUACGUGGAGCUAAAUACUGGGGUCCACUUUCCUUGUUUAUGACGUCGCUGGGACCCGUUUUUCACAGCCCCCCCUUUGUCUUGGAAAGAAAGUCCAAUUCAGUUCACAUGGGAGUUUAUAGUGCUACAGUUUUAUAGUUUGCUUUGUUGGUGUGUUUUGGGAGUACAUUCCUGUUUCCUGUUGUCCUUUUCCUGUCUCUGUUGCCGCUGGAUUGGCAGGUGUCAGUGUUUUGUAUAUUUCAGUUCAUACCAAUGGAAUAAAAGAAUUUCUUAAGUGAGAA
Molecule: messenger RNA, 4675 nt
Organism: Solea senegalensis (Senegalese sole)
Lineage: Eukaryota; Metazoa; Chordata; Actinopteri; Pleuronectiformes; Soleidae
Gene: prkd3
Product: protein kinase D3
Exons: 19
Coding region: 641-3301 (886 amino acids)
Biological process (GO): protein phosphorylation
Molecular function (GO): ATP binding; protein serine/threonine kinase activity
Source: RefSeq, a predicted model, not a curated record